This is a messenger RNA of Prorocentrum cordatum, 1057 nucleotides long. The record is from the annotation of a GenBank genome assembly. Lineage: Eukaryota; Dinophyceae; Prorocentrales; Prorocentraceae.
GUGUUUGUCGGUUGUCUUCGAACAAGGUUGCUGCAGGUCUCCAGAGACGGAGGUGACUUCGUUGUGUUUCAGUGGCUUCUCAAUUUUGCAAUCGACUCUCUGAUUGGAGCACUUCUCCUGCUCUCGCCCGCCCGCGGUGGCUAGAUGCGGCAAACAUGAGCCCGACCUUUAGAACUGGUUGCAGUUCUGCCCUGUGAUGAGUUGGCUCAGGGUCGCGCGACACCCCGGCACCACCCUCGUCUGCCAAACAGCGCCGUUGUUCCAGUUUUGCCGUGUACCUGCUUGGCGCGAUGGCCACGACUAUCAUCCAAGUGAUGGUGGCCGCUCCGUGCGGCAAGCGGGAGUUCUACGUUGAGUCUCAGGACGCGGAAGAGAACCCGGCCCUGUUCCUCAGGCACGUGACGGAAUGCGUCGAGGAGCUGGUCCCCGCGGGCGACCGGGCGGGCCGGGCGAGGGUGACCUACCUCGACGACGAAGGGGACGAGUGCACGCUCCUGGAGCAGAGCGUCACGGACGCACUCUGCCUGGCCUCCGCCUGCGACGGCCGCCAGGACUUCAAAGUGCUCCUGCUCAGCGUUCAAGUUGAUGGACCAAGGCCCGGGGCCGCCGGCGCCCUGGAGUCCCUGGAGGCCUGGGUGGAGCCCGCCGCCUCGGCGGAGCCGACCGCCGAGCGGCCCGAGGCUCAACGACAUUUCGAAGGAGUACAAGUCUGUCGACAUCAUAUUCCUCCAGGGGACGACGGUCAGGACCUCGCGUUGUUUGCGCUGUACUACCCGCCUAGAGGCAAGGGCAAAGGCGCGGUGGCGGAGCAAAAGGCCAUAUCGUCGGAGCUUACGAAGUGGCUGCACGACCAGUUCAAUUAUCUUCCAGCACGGUGCCUCCCGUUGAUUGGAAUGGAUUUUAAUUCAGAAUGCGGCUUGGGUGAGACGUCACAAGUCACGGGUACGAUCAUGCCAGCCGCUGAGGGACCCAAGUUUCGCAGCAUCAAGCCAACGUUGCAGGCGCAUGACCUGGCGUUGGCCAACACGUACUUUGACGCGGGCGCCACAUACUACGG